Messenger RNA from Effrenium voratum, 663 nucleotides. The record is from the annotation of a GenBank genome assembly. Lineage: Eukaryota; Dinophyceae; Suessiales; Symbiodiniaceae.
AUGGCAAGAACGAUUACGGUGCGACAGCCACUGUCUGGGGAGGAGGGCGUAUUCGAAGUGCUCCCACGCAUGACUGUCCGUGAGUUCAAAAACGCCCUGCAUGAGCGGCUGCCCUGCGACGAAUCAAAGCGCAAGAUGAGCUCGGUGGAGCUGAUUGUCGGAGAUGCGGCCUUGCUGAACAACAAGCAGACGGUGUUUGAGGCCAUUCCCGUUUCUGAAGUCAUGGCCUUCCUCAGCAUCAAGCCGGCGAGGUGCUCAAGUUUUGAGAUGUCCGGCUGCGAAAUGGAAGACUUGCGGGUAGUGGAAAUUCCAGAAGGCGUGACUGAAGUUGGGCGUUGUGCCUUUCACGAUUGCAGCUCAUUGACAAGCGUGACCAUUCCCAACUCCGUGACCAGGAUUCGACAAUUUGCUUUUGCAGGCUGCAGCUCAUUGGAAAGCGUAAUCAUUCCCGACUCCGUGAUUAAAAUUGGAGACAGUGCCUUUGAAGAUUGCAGCUCAUUGGCAAGCGUAGCCAUCCCCAAGUCCGUCACCGUGAUUGGAGAAUGCGCCUUUCAAGGUUGCAGCUCAUUGGCAAAUGUGACCAUCCCUGACUCUGUUAAUGAGAUUGGAUUAUGUGCAUUCGCAAGUUACUCAUUGGCAAGCGUCACCAUUCCCAAAGCUUAG